AAGAGAUAUGGAAAUAGCAGAUGUUGAUAGCUUGUCACUUUUUGCAUAUCUGAGAUCACUAAUCAGAUGACAUAGUUCAUUCAAUAUAGUAUAUAAACAAAGAAGAGAUAUUUAAGAGCCAGAACCUUACCUUAAGCAUAAUUUAAGUAUGAACUCUCUUAUUUCGUUUCUUUUUGCGACUUUGACUUUUGCAACUCUACUUUUAGCAGAAGAAGGUUUUAAUUUUAUUACAAUUGGUGAUUGGGGAAGAACACGAACCGCUGGCGUACCGAAUAAACAGGAUGAUGUUGCCAGGCAGAUGGAUGUUUGGGCACGGGAGAAUAAUGCUGAAUUCGUUUUAACUUUGGGAGAUAAUUUCUAUCCCGAUGGUGUGUUCAGUGCUGAUGAUGAACAAUUUGAAACAAAAUGGAGAAACGUCUAUUUAAACCCAUACCCGUCCCUAAGAGUAGAGUGGAAAAUAUCUUUGGGGAACCAUGACCACAGAGUCUUCACUGGUCACUAUCAAGUUGAAUUUGGAAAGACAGAACCCCUUUGGGAGUUACCUUCUUUUAACUAUACUUUUACCAAAACGUUUGGUGAUACAUCAGUUUUUUUUGUUGUUGUGGAUAGCGAUAGUUUAUAUUGGUUGGUAAAUGAUACUUUGAAUGAGCAAGUAUCGUGGUUAGACGAAACUCUAGAACAAGCUUCAGCUGACUGGGUUAUUGUAGCCGCCCAUCAUCCUGUUUAUUCAUCCGGUCAUCAUGGUAGUGAUUUCGGAAUGAUUGAUGACGUAAGACCAAUUUUGCUUAAACACAACGUAGACUUCUAUUUAGCUGGUCAUGAGCAUGAUUUACAACACCUUAACGGACCGCCAGGAGAUUCUAUCGAGUACGUAAUUAGUGGUGGUGGAGGAGCCUCGGCGAGACCACAGAAUGAGAUUGCGGUAGAAGACUUAAAAGACAUGAAUGUUACACAAAAAAUGUUUAAUAGUAUCAAUGGUUUUACAGGAAUUAAAGUAAAACAAAAUUCCAUAACUGUAGAAUACGUCGAUUUAGAGGGUACCAUGUUUUAUUCUUUUACUAAAUAUAAGAACUAAUUUUAAAAUAUUCUCAUAUCUUAUCAUUCUGAGAAGAA
Dimorphilus gyrociliatus is the source of this 1113-nucleotide messenger RNA. The record is from the annotation of a GenBank genome assembly. Lineage: Eukaryota; Metazoa; Annelida; Polychaeta; Dinophilidae.